AUGGAGGAAACUGGGGGCUGCCUUUAUUCAGGUUUGCGGAAAGCAGAUUCGCACCAAAGGUGGAUUAUCAGCUGGGGUGGACUGUCCAAACGAAUGUUGAGUGCUUCGAAUAUUUUCUUGGCUGCUACUAAGAGAUUCGAGAGUGUGACGAAUGCUGCUUCUGCGGAGAUGUUGGUUAUUCGUUGGUCACUACAGGUUGCGAAAGAUAUAGGCCUAGAGAGUUUUGUUGUGCAAUUGGAUGCGCUUGUGGUGGUGGAUAAUAUCAACAGAAUUGUGUUCAAUGUUGAUUUGAAACCAUUAGCCAGUGAUUGUAGAUCUCUUAUUUCUGAUUUUUGUAAUGUUUCUGUCAUGUUUAUUAGUAGGAAUCUGAAUAAUAAUAUUCACAAUUUAAUUGGUAUUAGUAAGUCCUUAAGCUCUAGAACCUCGACGGGCCAUAUUUUAAACUCUGACAUUACUAGUUGUAAUCCAGCUGUUUUUUUUCUUAAUGAAACAAAUUUGCCAUAA
Molecule: messenger RNA, 504 nt
Organism: Vicia faba (fava bean)
Lineage: Eukaryota; Viridiplantae; Streptophyta; Magnoliopsida; Fabales; Fabaceae
Source: the annotation of a GenBank genome assembly